AUGACCAGUAGAAAGAAAUAUAGGCCAAAAGUUGUGGAUACCAGUGAAAAAAUGAAGAUAAAGAAAAGUUGUAGUGAUCCUCCCUCCUCCUUCUCGAAGAAGAAAUGUAAUCAUCCUUCCUCCAUUGAUCCCACCUCCACCAAUCCCACCUCCUUCAAUCCAGUUGAUCCCACUCUUAAUCAUCCACCAAGUUCAUCCAACCCCAAUCCAACCCCAUAUGCAAUGAGGAAAUAUCUUUCUUCAACAAACAUUGCAAACAGUGUAGAUAUCAAGAAGACGGAUAAAGCAUAUAAUACAUUGGUGAAGAUAUUUUAUUCUAAUAUGCAUGAUAUUGAUAGAGAUGAUCACAAGUUUAAGUCCCUUGUGAGGAACGUAAGUUUUGAAGUAACUCCAAACGACACUUAUUCCACUCCCAUGAAUCCAAUUUAUGGUGGGACAAUAAAGAAGAGUUUGGGGCAAGGGAAGAAGAAUAAAACUCAGCAAUCGCAGCCACAAGUCGAGAAUGAAGUUGAAGCUAAGGAUGAUGAAGCCCAAACCCAAGAUGUCCCAAAUUCUUCCACCGCUGGUGUCCCAAAUUCUUCCACAACUAGUCUUCGUCUUGAUGCAUUGCAGGUAUAUGGAAUGUUGUUGGUAUGA
Messenger RNA from Ilex paraguariensis (yerba mate), 636 nucleotides. NCBI's taxonomy places the organism in Eukaryota, Viridiplantae, Streptophyta, Magnoliopsida, Aquifoliales, Aquifoliaceae. The record is from the annotation of a GenBank genome assembly.